AUGUAAAUAAAUGGCCGUUUGUAAUUUGACUUAAAAGUAGAUAAUAAAGAUUAUAAAAUAUCUGGUAACAUUUUCUUAAAAGAUAAUAUCUCUACUGAUGUUGAUAAAGAAGCAGAAACUAUUGCCAAUCGAAUCGUUGAAAAAGUCAGAUAAAAAUCAUUAAAGAAAUCAAUCAAUAAAUCUGCUUAACAUAAAUAUGAAUCAUAAUCUGCAACCAAAUUUAGUCAAACUGAACAUUUCAAAUCUAAUGAAUAAAAUAAUUCUCGAUAAGAAACCUUAAAAAAUGACUAUAAAAAACCAUAUAUUUCUGAAUAUCAAACUGAGUAUAGAUCCUCUUGCAAAUUUAAUUAUGAUGAUCAAUAAUUAGAUAUUUGUGAAUUAAUUACUCCUUAAAAACAUAAAAUAAGAAAUACUCAAUCUUAACAAUCCAUCAAAAAAGAAUAAACAAAUAUUAAAUAAUCUACUAUCCCACUUGCUGAAAGCCAAUAUAUUAUAGAAAACAGUUAUUCCAAUACUAAAGAUGGAAAAUAAAUUAUUCAAUUAAUGUAUACUUUUUUUUUUAUUAUCAAAUUAGAGAUAAUGCGCACAAUCUGAUUAAAAAAAAUUCCUAAAUUUUGAAUAAAGUUUAACUCUAAUCUCCUCUUAAAUCAGUUAUUAACACAAAAACAUCUGUCAGUAUGAAAACUUCCAAUAAUUCAUAAUCUAAUAAAAAAAAAGAAGAUAUUGUUACUUAAUUAUUAGGAAGUUUAAGAAAUGCAAAAAAAAUUAAAGAUGAAUAUUAAAAAAGAUUCUUUUGA
Messenger RNA from Paramecium sonneborni, 797 nucleotides. The record is from the annotation of a GenBank genome assembly. Lineage: Eukaryota; Ciliophora; Oligohymenophorea; Peniculida; Parameciidae.